AUGAAGCUCACCGUUAAGACUCUCAAGGGAAACCAUUUUGAAAUUAAGGCUCUGCCCACCGACACGAUAAUGGCGGUGAAGAAGAACAUUGAAGAUUCACAAAGCAAAGACAACUAUCCAUGUGGGCAACAGUUGUUGAUUCACAAUGGGAAGGUUUUGAAAGAUGAAACUACAUUGGUGGAGAACAAAGUUACCGAGGAGGGUUUUCUUGUGGUCAUGCUUAGCAAGAGCAAAACUGCAAGUUCAGCUGGUCCGUCUUCUGCUCAGCCUACUUCCAUCACUACAUCUACCACAUCGUCAACUACGCUUGCAUCAAUCGACCAGCCUGCAGCUCUGUCAACAACCCAGUCUGUAGCUGUGCCAGCUUCAAAUUCUACUCCCGCUCAAGAACAACUGGCGGCACAAAGUGACACCUAUGGUCAAGCUGCUUCAACUUUAGUUAGUGGCAGUAGUGUUGCGCAAAUGGUUCAAGAAAUAAUGGAUAUGGGAGGGGGCAGCUGGGACAAAGAAACAGUUACUCGUGCACUUCGUGCAGCGUAUAACAACCCUGAGAGAGCAGUGGAUUAUCUAUAUUCUGGAAUUCCUGAAACAGUAGCCGUUCCAGUAACUAACAUAUCGGGAGUAGGAUCUGGCGCAGACCUUGUCGCACCUCCUGCCUCUGGAGGACCUAAUUCAUCUCCUUUGGAUUUGUUUCCACAGGAAGCAGUGUCUGAUGCUGGUGCUGGAGAUCUAGGAACGCUUGAAUUCCUUAGAAGCAAUGAUCAGUUCCAACAAUUACGCUCCAUGGUUAAUUCCAACCCCCAGAUUCUGCAGCCUAUGCUUCAAGAGCUCGGAAAGCAGAACCCCCAACUUCUGAGGCUAAUUCAAGAGAACCAAGCAGAAUUUCUUCAGUUACUAAACGAGCCCUAUGAAGGAUCUGACGGGGAUAUGGAUAUUUUUGAUCAAGCUGAUCAAGAAAUGCCCCACGCAGUCAACGUUACCCCUGCAGAGCAAGAAGCGAUUCAACGGCUUGAGGCAAUGGGAUUUGAUAGAGCAUUAGUCAUAGAAGCCUUCCUUGCGUGUGACCGUAACGAAGAAUUGGCUGCAAACUAUCUGCUAGAGAACUCAGCUGAUUUUGAAGACUGA
This is a messenger RNA of Arabis nemorensis, 1125 nucleotides long. The record is from the annotation of a GenBank genome assembly. Lineage: Eukaryota; Viridiplantae; Streptophyta; Magnoliopsida; Brassicales; Brassicaceae.